AUGAACACGACGUUCUCUAGUCCUGAGCCCGCGGUUGCUGCGCCUCUGACAGCCACUGCUCCUCCAACAGUGAACCAUGAACGUUUCUAUAUGGACACCAGGAGCGUCAAGUUCAAGCUUGACGAUGGGACGCUCUACAAUGUGUUCCGCUACUUCUUCGAGCAGUCUCCCACCUUCGUGGAGGAGUAUCUGUCUCAAGACGACGUCGAGGUCAUCUACCUGAAGGACGUAUCCCGCGUCGACUUUGACCGCUUCCUCUCUUAUAUGUAUCCCAAGUCGCUCGGCAAGUGCGACGUCAACACCUCCGAGGAAUGGACCUCCGUCCUGCGUCUUGCGAGCAAAUGGGGCUUCACCGACCUCCGUGCCCACUCCCUCGAGAAGCUCGAAUCCACCGCAGCGCCCAUCGACCGCAUCCUCAUCGCCCGCGAGUUCGACCUGCCCAAGUGGCUCCUCCCUGCCUUCGUUGAUCUCUGCACGGCACCUGAGCCGCCUACCUUAGAGGCCGCCGAGCACCUCGGGCUCCCCGCGGUCGUCAAUAUCGGACGCAUCAGGGAAAAGGUCAUACGCGCCGGCGGUGCGCGAAACAUGGGGCCUUUUGUCCUGGAGCAGGCAGUCGUAGAUGCGAAACUGGCGAAGGGACCCGCUGGCCCACAAAUAAUCCAGAUGCCACAGUUCGUGUUCAAGCAGGCGGUCCUCGCCCGUCUCCUGGCGGCCCACGUCGCAGCCCACUGUCAUUUAUCCCCCUGCGCCGGUGAUGGCCAACCCGAUGCGUAA
Molecule: messenger RNA, 774 nt
Organism: Schizophyllum commune H4-8
Lineage: Eukaryota; Fungi; Basidiomycota; Agaricomycetes; Agaricales; Schizophyllaceae
Exons: 4
Coding region: 1-774 (257 amino acids)
Molecular function (GO): protein binding
Source: RefSeq, a predicted model, not a curated record